Molecule: messenger RNA, 2830 nt
Organism: Aspergillus ochraceoroseus IBT 24754
Lineage: Eukaryota; Fungi; Ascomycota; Eurotiomycetes; Eurotiales; Aspergillaceae
Exons: 1
Coding region: 163-2436 (757 amino acids)
Biological process (GO): cell population proliferation; mitotic spindle organization
Cellular component (GO): cytoplasm
Source: RefSeq, a predicted model, not a curated record
GUUUGUUUUCUGCAAGCACCAUCACAGCACCUUUUUUGAAUUGCACGGGUCCUUUGACUCGUUCAAUUUAGAACUCUACCCUCCUCGAAUUCACUGCUGUGUUUUCUCAUCUAGCUUCUCACUCUGAUUACAUUUUGGCUUUGACUUGGCAGCCACCCAAUCAUGUCAACACCACUUUCACCUUUAACGACCUCCCGACAGAACUCACGAGCCCUCUCCUCCGAGUACGACGGCGUCAUAGAAACCCCUCUGCUGAGUCCCAGGAAGUUGGUCGGUGACGGGCGUAGGGAUUCAAGCUUUGGUUAUGACGCUACAGAAUACGAAACACAAGGCCCGGAGAUUUACAAUGAAGACGCAGAAUCAUAUCAAGAGACGCCAAGUUCACCCUUCCGGUACGAUGGAAGAGACGACACUGUCGACCAGAAAAUGCUCCGUCUCCGUCAGGCUUCGUUGGGAAUGAGUGAGCGCUCUGCGACCCCGAGAAAGCGGUCGUAUGAGCAGGUGCCUGAUUUCCAUGACUUGGAGGAAGAGAUUGAUGAUCGGUACAAGAAAGGAAUGGGUCGACGAGAUGUUCCGGACAUUCAUGUCUUUGCGGACGAGGACUCGGAGUUCAGCCAGUAUAAUCGAAGCGUUGGUGCGCGCAGCAUGGUGGAGGAACAAAACAACGAAGGCAUGAGCACGGUUCUUCGCGAAAGUAAUGAGGAGGCUACUUCGGGUAGCAAGGAGAAUCUAGAUUCUCAUGACGACGCAGACGAUGAUAUGAUUGAUUACUCUCACGAUCUAAUGGAUGACACCUGUCUUAGCACUUUUUCGGCCGUUCCAAAUGUGGAUAUGACUGCCUUUGCGAACCUGCAUGGAGAAUCACCGCUUAAAAGUCCUCGGCCGCUGCCCAGCUGUCCGGGUAGGGACGACGACGACGACACCCAGCGCCAGGAUCUCGAGGCAGGAACUCCCAUUACAGCUAAACGGUCGCCGAGGAAAAACGCCCUCAUUGAUAUGAGUUCUCCUAUUUCGCCUAUUCCACGGAAGAGGGACUUUGGAGAUCAUGAGGACACACGAGAAGCUUCCAACCUGCUAGACUUUACGGACCAGUCCAACUUUUUCCCCCGUCGUCAACGUUACAGCCUUCAACCAAACGAAAGGUAUUCUCCGUCACGUCGAUCCCCUUUGAGAAAUCUUCGAGAGUCGAUCAGAUCACCGGCGAAAGUUUCCCUGUUGGAUUUUGAUAUUCCCAGUGCCCCUACGCCUCGAUCGAUUCCGACAAUCACACCCCGAGAGCUUGAGUCCUUGAAAUCUGGCUUUCUCUCUGAGAUCUCCUCCCUCAAAGCAACCCUUAGCGGAAAAGAAGCCGAGGUCUCUAGCCUCAAGCAAGCCGUCGCAGACGCGGAACGUCGUGUUGGAGAGGCGCUAGAGGAAGUUCGCAAUGAGGCUUCCCGUAAGGAAGCCCUUGAGAUUGACCAAGCGGAAUGGCAGCGUCGAGGUCGGGAAAUGGAAGAAGUUCUGCGCUCUGUCAAAGCCGAUAUUUUCGAGGGUGAGCGGGAGAGAGAGCGGUUAACAAAGAAGAUUGAGGAAUCAGACCGGGGCAAGGAACAACUAGAGGGCCGAAUUGUCGAGCUCGAGACCCAACUGACUGCGGCUCGUAAAUCGGCGGCUGGUGAGCAUGGACCGUCUGGAAACGCUCCUCCUACUAAGACCGCGGAAGAAACAGCGAAUGAAGUCCAGGAUGCAGUCGAGAAGGUUGCCCGUGAGCUUCACACGCUGUAUAAAAACAAACAUGAGACCAAAGUUGCGGCUUUGAAGAAGAGCUACGAAGCUCGCUGGGAAAAACGUGUAAGGGAGGCUGAGAAUAAGGCGAAAGCUGCCAACGAGGAAAACGAACGUUUACGCUCUGAGCGGGAUAGUGUUAUGGAAAAUGCUCGCCCUGACUCUAGUAUGAUUGUGCACGAAAAGGAGGAGCAUGAGGCUGAGAAGCGAGUGCUAGAGGCACAAAUCAAAGGUCUACAACAGGAGAUGGUAGCUCUUAAGAAAGACAGUGAGCAGCUGCGCGCUGAGUUGAAGGUCGAGCGAGCAGAAAAGGGUGAGCUUGUCGCGGCUGUGGAUGAAUGGUUGGCUAUACAGCAGAAUCCGCCCCAGCAACAGCAACCCAGCAACUUUUCAUCGCCAAAAUCCCAAACACCCGAGCCCCUUCCUCAAGAUAUCGAGCUCCUUGCCGACGAAGAGCCUGAACAAGACAUCAUCCGCAGCAAUCCACCGAUCACCCGAGGUCCGAGUUCGAGUUCGAGCGCUAGCAAUGGCGAGCGGCGGAUCCCCAAGAUUCCCGCUCCAGCGGUCCGACAUGCGCGCGGAAACAGCGGUAGCAGGUCCGGGAUAGCUGUCUUCACUCCUGGACGAAGCGGUAUUAUGGGUUCUAUUGAACGGAUGGGCCGGGGCGUCUAAGACAUGAGCUAUGUUUUGUUUUGUUUUGUGUUGUUUUUAUUCCAUGCUACGUUUUUAUGACCGGAUAUCGUCAAGGGUGUUUUAGCACAGAUUGCUGUCGUUUUAAGAUAUCCUCCUCGCAUUCAAUUCAAGAUUAUGCCAGCUUGCUCGUAACGUUGUUUCUCUGCUGAUUCAAGGAAGUAUAUAUAUACAUAUAUCUUCCUGAUACGAUGUCUGUACUGAGAAACGCGUGCUUUAGUUUGUAAGCUCUCAAGUAUAGAUAUAAAUAUCUGGAUUAUUCCAUGGUCUAUCCUAUACUAUAGAGUAUCAAGUACCAACCACGUCACUUACUAGGUACCUAAGCUAGGUUACUCUAGUCUCUAAACUACAUACAUGCCAUUGUCUGCCUCAGAUC